This is a messenger RNA of Polistes dominula (European paper wasp), 1974 nucleotides long. RefSeq lists its product as uncharacterized. The record is from RefSeq and is a predicted model, not a curated record. Lineage: Eukaryota; Metazoa; Arthropoda; Insecta; Hymenoptera; Vespidae.
GGCGCCACCCUAAUUGAAUGCAUUUCGACGGACGACCAUAACGAAGGUUUUUAAAAACUUACGUUUACGAAUAGCCUUUGUAGAAAACUCAGUGCUUCGUUCAAUUUGGUAUAAAUAAAACUUUAAUUUAUCUUAUGUCUACCUAUAAGAAACAAUAUCAACCAUUAUUAAGUUAUUGGUUUCAAUGUUAAUAGUGUCACUUUGACACAAUUCAAGUGAUUAGUAAACAUGGGCAAUCCUACGAAUAACUUUGAAUGGGCACAUAAAUUGGAAUGUCCUCCAACUGCGUGUACAGAUACUAUACAGAAAACAUUAUCUAAAGGAAUAUUAGAAUUACUAUGGUCUGAAAUAGGUAAUGCAACAUUUACGACUAAGGAUGUUAAUGAAGUAAGAAAAAAUAUAUUAUUGUAUAAAUUAAGACAUAAAAAGAAAGACUCCACUAUAGAGUGCGUUAAAAAUAUUGCAUAUUUAAAAGCGGAAAGAAGUAGACUCAAAAUUUCUUCUUCAUCGUUGAAAGAACAAUACGAGGAACAAGAUUUUUUAGUCCGUCAGAGAGUUAAACAUUUGGAAGAUAUUAAGUCGAAGUAUGCUUUGGCUAAAAUUAAGAAAAAUUUAUUAAAGAUAAAAUAUAAUGAAAUACGUUCUCAACUUGAUGAUAGUAAUAAAAUGAGACUGAUAUGUCAAAAGUUAAUGCCACAGACUUCGGAAGACUUGGAUCAAAAUAUUUUAAAGCAAAGUUUAGAUACGGUAACAACGCUUUGCUUUGGUGCAACCAAAAGAGAGGUGAAAAGUGAAAUAUCGAAUUUACUUGGUCAUGUCAAAGUGUCUACGUUAUGGACUCAAUUAUAUCAAACAUUAUGCCAAGAUGUUGAAAAUUUAAUAAAAUUGAGAACUGUAACUGAUAUCAAAACUACAGACGAUAACGUUGAAAGUGUAGAUGCAAAUGGGGAAGAUAUUGACGUUGGUAUUGCUAGAUUAUGUGGAAAAAAUAUUUUUACUGUUUCAAAACAAAUUUAUUUCCAUUUAAAAGCUAAAGAAUAUGAAAAUGAAAUUAUGAAGUAUAUUACAAAUAUCGAGACGAGUACUGAAAAUCAAAAUGACCUGAGUGAAUGGUUAACUUUGACAUUAGAAGUGAAUAAAUUGGAAACAGAGGAAAAAAUUCUGCAAAAUGAAAUUAAAGUAAUCCAAUCGGAGUGCAAUAACAAUGCAUCCAAUUUAGAACUUCAAAGAUUAUUGUCGGAAAUUCGCACGAUUGACACAGAAAUAGACAAAUGCGUGGAAAAUAUACAACGUUCGUUACAACUGUUGAAAUCAGCCGAAUGUAUAAUAUCAAGGAUAAAAAAUAACAUUCAUACAGAGUGUAUGAACUUUUUAGCUUUACGAGCCGACAAUAGUAACUUUGAAUGGUUGAAUAAGGAUUUAACAACCGAAUUACAGAUAUUUUACGACGUCUUGGAUAUCAGGGCAUUAAAAAAAAUAAUACUCCAAGGAGAAAUCAAAUCCUUCAGGCAUGAAACACGCUGCUUCAAGGAAGCGUCCGUUUUAAUGACAAAUUUAAAUGUACGUAAUGUUAUGCCUUAUUUUCCGAUGAUAAAAGCGCCGAUAUAUUGUCUGAUAGACUGUUAUAAAAAUUUAAUAACAAAUUCAAUGUAUCAAAGUAUUAUACCAAUAAUAGUGGACAGCAAUAAUUCGCAAAAUUUUAUAGAAAACGGUUCUAUUGAAGAUCAUAAUACUAUGAAAUUAUUGAUAUCGUCACAACAUAACUGUUGUAAGGCACAAGAAGAAAUCGAUGAAUUUUAUGUUGCAUUAAACGCCUGGAAUAAUCAAACAGUUCAAGAAGUUAUGGCUAUCGUAGAUAAAACUGUGGAUGAUUUAACAUUCACAGAAUGGAUGCAAAGAUACACUUUAUUAUUGUAUAUGAUUAACAGUGCUAAUAAUAAAUGAUGCACAUAUAUAUAUAUAUAUAUAUAUAUA